CCGCCCGGUGGCUCCGGCAGCGCCGCGCGGAGCCGGAGCCGGAACCGCCACCGGGAGCCCCCGGCCCGGGCCCCUCCCCCCCGGUGCCCCGGCGUUCCCGGCCCCCCCUCCCUCCCCCGGAACCCCGGGCCCGCCCGGCCCGGCCCCGGCAUCCCUCCCGGUCCCCGGCAUCCCUCCCGGUCCCCUCAUUCCCCCGGUCCGGCCCGGCCUCGGAAUCUCCCCCGCCCCGGGACCCCCCGGUAUUGCCCCCCUCCCCCCGGGGCGCCUCCCCUCUGGUCCCGGUAUCCCCUCCUGCAAACCCCCGGUGCCCGCGUUCCCCCCCACCCCGGUUCCCCCUCACUCCCGGUGUCCCCCGGUCCCUAAGCCCCCCCUCGGUGCCCCUCCCGGUGCCCCCGGUCCCCCCCCCCGGUCCCGGUCGGGCCCAUGGAGUCGCAGUGCGAUUACUUCAUGUACUUCCCGGCGGUGCCGUUCGCGGCGCGGGAGCUGCUGGCGGGGGAACCGGGCCGGUACCGGGCGCUGCCCCGCCGCAACCACCUCUACCUGGGCGAGACCGUGCGGUUCCUGCUGGUGCUGCGCUGCCGCCCCGGGCCCCCCGGUGCCGGGGCCGGGCCGGGCCGGCCGCCCUGGGCCGAGCUGGCCGCCUCGCUGGCCGCCCUGGCCAGCGUCAGCCCCGGCGGCGCCGGGGACCCGGGCGACGGGGACGGGGACCCGGGGGACGGCGACGGCGACGCCCCCCCCCCGCCGGAGCCCCCCGUCUUCCGCGAGUGCCGGGCGCUGCUGACGCACAGCCAGGGCCCCCCCGGGCGGCCCGCGGCUGGGAUGCCGGUGGAGGACCCCAUCGUGUCCACGGACGAGGUCAUCUUCCCCCUGACCAUCUCCCUCGACAAGCUGCCGCCCGGCACCGUCAAGGCCAAGAUCGUGGUGACGGUGUGGAAGCGGGACACGGAGCCGCCCGAGCUGCAGGAGGGCGGCGGCUACCUGAGCCUGCUGCAGACCCGGGCGCCGGCGCACGUCUUCCGCCAGGAGCAGGGGGCCUUCAAGGCGCAAGUGAGCACCCUCCUGACCGUGCUCCCCCCGCCCGUGGUGCGGUGCCGCCAGCUCACCGUCUCCGGGAAGUACCUCACCGUGCUCAAAGUGCUGAACGGCUGGUCCCAGGAGGAGAUCUCGCUGUGGGACGUGCAGAUCCUGCCCAACUUCAACGCCAGCUACCUGCCCGUCAUGCCCGAUGGCUCCGUCCUGCUGGUCGAUGACGUCUGCCACCACUCGGGCGAGGUGCCCGUGGGGGCCUUCUGCCGCGUGGCCGGCGCCGGCUCGGCCUGUCCCUGCGCCCUCAGCGCCCUCGAGGAGCACAACUUCCUCUUCCAGCUGCAGGCGCCCGAGAGGCCCCCCGAGGACGCCAAGGAGGGCUUGGAGGUCCCCUUGGUGGCCGUGAUCCAGUGGUCGACGCCCAAACUGCCCUUCACCAGCAGCAUCUACACGCAUUACCGGCUGCCGAGCAUCCGCCUGGAGCGGCCGCGCUUCGUGAUGACGGCGGCCUGCGAGUCGCCGGUGCGGGCCCGGCAGCGCUUCACCGUCACCUACACGCUGCUCAACGACCUCCAGGACUUCCUGGCCGUGCGGCUCGUCUGGACGCCCGAGACCGCCACGGCCGGGAAGAAGCUGUCCGGGGAGGAGCGCCGGGCCACGCAGGCCGCGCUGGACGCCAUCGUGUGCCACACGCCGCUCAACAACCUGGGCUACUCGCGCAAGGGCAGCGCCCUCACCAUCCGCGUGGCCUUCCAGGCGCUGCGGGCCGGGCUCUUCGAGCUGUCGCAGCACAUGAAGCUGAAGCUGCAGUUCACGGCGAGCGUGGCCAACCCGCCGGCCGAGGCCCGGCCCGUGUCGCGCCGCAGCAGCCCCGGCAGCCCGGCCGUGCGCGAGCUGGUGGAGCGGCACCAGGCCGGCCUGGGCCGCUCCCAGUCCUUCUCCCACCAGCAGCCGUCCCGCAGCCACCUCAUGAGGUCGGGCAGCGUCAUGGAGCGACGUGCCAUCACCCCGCCGGUGGGCUCCCCCGUGGGGCGGCCCCUCCACCUGCCCCCCGACAAGACGCUGCUCUCCCUGGACAAGAUCGCCAAGCGCCAGUGCAAGGUGCUCGUCGUGGAGCCCGUCAAGUGACGGUGGCCUCGGGGACGGUCCCCUGCGGCCCCCGGGCCGGGGAGGGGGCCGGGGACACCUGGGGCGUCGCGGCCCCCCGCGCCCAAACCUGCUGCUUCGCCGGGACCGGGCUGCACCGUGCCAUGGGGGGACCCGGGGACCGAAACGGGGACGGGGGCCUGUCCCCAGCCUGGGGGGUGGUGACAACGGUCCGGGGACGGGGGUGACACCGGGGCAGGCGGGGGGGGCGGGACACGUCCCGGGGCUGGUCCCGGCGCUGUUUACACCCCCGCAGCUUCCUGCCUUGCCUUGAAUUCGGCUGCUUUGGGGGGGGGGGGGGACAAGGGGGACGGGGGGGGACAAGGGACCAGGACACGUCCCCGCUGCCGGGGGGACACACCAGGGACGGUGGCACUUGACCUCCGCGUUAUUUAUUUGUCUCCACGCUGGCUGCCAUGUGUGUGUGUGCGAAUAAAGCGCUGGCCUGGA
Molecule: messenger RNA, 2622 nt
Organism: Dromaius novaehollandiae (emu)
Lineage: Eukaryota; Metazoa; Chordata; Aves; Casuariiformes; Dromaiidae
Gene: TRAPPC14
Product: trafficking protein particle complex subunit 14
Exons: 11
Coding region: 424-2154 (576 amino acids)
Biological process (GO): cilium assembly
Cellular component (GO): TRAPPII protein complex
Molecular function (GO): alpha-tubulin binding
Source: RefSeq, a predicted model, not a curated record